UCAAAGGUUCCCAAAGCGAGGUAUCUAGCCGUCCGGCAGUCGUCUCACCGAAUCUGUUUGUGGGAGUAUCGACAGCGUUCUGGUGCUUAGGGUGGCGAAGGGAAGGCUGCCUGCAGCGCUGGCAAGACCGUAAAACAGAGGGGGGUAGUUUGCUGAAGACGACGGGCAGGCACAGCAUCGGAGGUGCUGAGGAAGACGCGUACCAGAGAACAGGACGAUGGAUUCGUUUGAUGCGUCCGAGAGCGACGCGACUGAAUCGGCAGCUCAGACCGGUGGUGCCAGUGGGCAGUCAUUUUUAUCAAGAAUCUAUUAUAUGUUAAAAGCAAUAGGAGGGGUACUGAGUGGAGCCUCCGCGUUGAUCCGCAUCAUCCUAAUUAUUCUAGCCAUUGGAUCUUAUAAUUAACGAUCAAGAUUUAAUGAGAAGAUAUAUUUGAUUUACAGCCCACGCAGUCCAUUUAAAGUCCACGUAGGCCCAUGGCCCUAGGGAUUAAUACCUUUCUAAUAGGAACUCACAUAGGGUGGUUCAAUUGGGAAACCGAACGUGUGCUACUAACGAUGAUAUGCAGUUACCGUACAUGGACUUCUACUAACCAUGAUAUGUAGUUACAUGCUUACGAUAUUCCGUUAUCUCUCAUAGUGGAAUCCGGUCUUCUGGCCAUUUAAAAAAAAAGAUACAUGCUUACGUGAAUCACAUGUGACAGCGUGAUUUCCAAGAUAUUUUUCGAAAGCAAUUCAAUAAUAAUUUUACCAUAUCGGGGUACUCAGCCUCCACGUAGAUCCACAUCACCUAAAUUAUUUCCAGCUGUUAGAUAUGAGAUCUACGAGUCCUACAAAUCGUUUGUUUGAUGUUACGUCCUACAAAUCGGUUCGUUUGAUGUUAUGUUCGGCUGAACCUCUAAAAGGAAACACCGAGUCCAAAUAUGUCACGUUAACGUCUCUUUUGGUUUCCUAAGAACAAAACGAACAAACCGCUGGUGGAGCUGGCGUGCCAAAGUAGCAGCAGGAAGCAAUGGGGCGCCGUCGGAUCUGGGCGAGCCGACAUCGAGCUGCUGGACAGGAGAUGGGGAAGGCAUUGGCUGAGUGGUGUCAAGGCUGCCGCAGCAACGUUGGUUGAGGCAGUCAGUGGUGGCAUUGUUUGGGAUGGGAGAGACAUCAACGAGGCGGGCGGCGGCCUUGCCGGUGGCAGUGGUGGUCGAUUUUGGGCAUAUGGUGAGCCUCAGCCUGUACCAGGAAAGGAACAGAGAGAGAAUGGAAAAAAGAGGGGAGAGAGAGAGAGAGAAGGGAAACAACCGUUACUGCAUGUGGAUCUUUCUUCAUGUAGAGAUCAAGGGGAGAGCAAUUUAAUUAGUAGUAGAGACGUAGAUGCAGUUUGAUACAUGUGUUUUUGCUGCUGAUUCACAUGGAUAAUACGGUGUGUAGAAUAGUUUGUAAAAGACACCCCGCUAAUUAAAAAAUAUGUUAAUUAAAUUAUAAUCAUCAUAAUACUCCGUAUUAUAUAGUUUUUUAAGUGCUAUAAAGUAAAAUGAUUCGAUUUAACACGAAAGUUUAGAAAAACGAUUGAAUAAAAUACUAGAAGAGUGAAAUAUAGGGAGUGACCGAGUGAGAUAGGAAGUCUGCCGAAGAAAACACAAAUUUACGGGCCAGAAUCUUUUAUAGGGGAUCCCCAUAGAAUUUGGGGGCUUAAAUUUAGGGAUUCUGCUGGAGUUGCUCUUAGGUAUACAAAUCUCAUGUCUCUGAUUUUAAAAUUACAAAUACGACGAAUAGAUAUGUGUCAGACAUAAUCCAAUAUCAUGAAUUAUACUCCAUCCAUCCGGAUUUAUAAGGCUUGCAUUGAAUUUUGUGUUGAACUUUAACGAACAUUUAUACAAAAAAAUGUAUGUAUAUAAAUGUUAUACUAUUGAUAGAGUUUUUCAAUGCCAAUACAAUGAUAUCUCUUUAUUGUCGCAACAUCGUUGUAUCACUAAAGUAAUGUUUCACCAAAGUUCCGCAUAAAUCCCGUGCGGGCCUUAUAAAUCCAGACAGAAGGAGUAUACCAGUAUGGCAGGAAACCAAAAGAAGCCAAAAGAAAAACGUCAACAACACACAUAAAAAAAAUACAAGAACGAUGAUCAUGUGUUGCCCGCGCAUUUUGUGCGGGCCAUCGUGCUAGUUUCAAUAAAAAAAGUGUGCACCGUUGUAGGUCAGUUCAACGAUUUCAAGCGUCUGGUCGAUAAGAUGGGUUUCCAGGGCAUGAAACAGAUCCACAUGCUCCCAAAAAUCAAUCUAAGGUUUAGCGCCUGGCUAAUGCAGAAGCUGGAUGCGGAUUCAAUGCGUGUCGUAGUGUCUGACAAAUCGAGUAUUGAACUAACUGAAGAAAGUGUAAAGUUGGUGUUUGAUCUGCCCAUGGGGAGCAAGAUAGUAUCGCAGGGACCGGCACAAGGAUUGGCGUUGGCGUCAGAGGUGAUGGCAUUUUACGGAGAAGUCACCAAUAGCCAUGGACAAAAGGGGAUCCACAGCCUCAAAGCUGCUGAAGCAUAUCUUCUUCGACCACUGACGGAAGAGUUGACGGAAUUAGAGAUUGGACAUUUUCAGAUUGCAUUUGCUAUUUUCUUGGUGGGGCAUAUACUUGCGCCAACAUGCAAGCAUGAUUACGUGUGCUUGGAUUUCCUUGAGUCCCUUGUGGUACCAUCACAAAUAGGAGUUUUCAAUUGGUGCCGAUACGUGUUGAAACACAUUGCGCUAGCAGCUCGCAAGUUACAAGCUGAUUUGGCGAAAGGCAUAUCAUCGAUAAACGUUGGAGGCUGCCACCUGUACUUGCAGGUUUACUACAUAGAUCAGCUGGAUCUAGGAUUGCUGAACAAGCCCACUGGUGUAUACCCACGGAUUCCAUUGUACGACUAUGAGUCAGUAUGGAAGAUCAUUGAGCACCUUAGAAUUGAUCAGACGGGAGAGCCCAUGCUCAGUGUUUACAUGGCCGCCACCGAGGAGAAGAACUUGCAAGCCGUCGGUAAUGAAGCAGGCUUUAAUGUCGCACGGUUGGAUACGGAAUUUGGGAAUACACCGAGGAGGACGACACUACCAUUGAGCCUGCAAAGGUGCCAAAAUUCUGAUGUGACGCCUAUCCGGAUCCCACCUUUCGCGAGCCCACUUGAAUGCGGUCCUACACAGUUCUCAAGCUUUCUGAAAUCCAGAUACCCGCAACAUUCUGGGACUAAGAUGCCGAUAUUACUGAGAGAACACCAGGCGCGCCUCGUGCUACACACAAAUGAAUUCUAGCGUAGGUUGCAGGAGGAAUUUUUUUCGUUUGCAAGCAAAAUCCUUGAUGCGACGCCCGCAGGCUGCAAAUGUUGCUCCUCGUCGGCAAAAGGCUCCUGCAAUAUUGGGAACAACACCACGCCUACAGGUGUUGGCAAGAGAUUGGCCUCGGCAACAAACACUGACCUAUUUGACACACCAGCUAAAACGCUGGAAUGCGAAGGUAAUAGAGGCGGGAUGAUGCUAGCGCUUUACAAAUGGCGUGCACAGGCGAAAGCUCUACUGGACACAGUCCAUUGAAACCGAAACUCGGCUCCGGCGGCGAUGGUAGUACACACACGCGGGGGGAUGGCCCACUACGGGGAAGAAGUAGAUACCUAAAUAUUCAUGCAGCUAGUUUCUUUUGUAUAUGCUUUUUUUUUCAUUUUUACU
Messenger RNA from Brachypodium distachyon (stiff brome), 3666 nucleotides. RefSeq lists its product as uncharacterized. The record is from RefSeq and is a predicted model, not a curated record. The transcript has 7 exons. Bases 2215 to 3255 code for a protein of 346 amino acids. NCBI's taxonomy places the organism in Eukaryota, Viridiplantae, Streptophyta, Magnoliopsida, Poales, Poaceae.